This is a messenger RNA of Racocetra fulgida, 1849 nucleotides long. NCBI's taxonomy places the organism in Eukaryota, Fungi, Glomeromycota, Glomeromycetes, Diversisporales, Gigasporaceae. The record is from the annotation of a GenBank genome assembly.
GGGAGCAAUCGAAUGGUUUGAUGGAUAUCGAAUUUCAAAUCAAACUGGAUAUCUAUAUGACAUGGUCAAAUGGGGAACUGAUUGGUUAAUAGCCGCUCAUCCUAAACCUGAUCAACUUUUCAUUCAAGUCGGUUCAACUCAAGUUGAUAAUUCACAUUGGGGCCCUGAUACUAAUCUUUCGUAUCCACGUCCCGCUUAUGAUAUUAAUUCAACGGCGCAUGGUACUGACAUCGCCGCAGAAACGGCCGCAGCCUUUGCAUCCUCAGCAAUUCUAUUUCGAGAUUUUCUUAAUGAUACUGCCUAUGCAAAAACAUUAAUAGCUCAUGCUAUAAGCGUUUAUAAUUUUUCCGAACUUCAAACUCUAGUAUUAGCUACAACGUCUGUCCCUGAAAGCCGUGGAUAUAGGACUUCUACAUUUUAUGACAAAUUGGUUUAUGGUGCUCUUUGGUUAUACCGCGCCACUAAUCAACCUCAAUACUUAACUAAAGCAGUAAAUUAUUAUAACAUAGGCAGAUUACAGAAUAGUUCAAGAGUUAUGUCAUGGGAUGAUCAAACAGGUGGACUUCUAUGGUGUGGUGAUAGCCAAGCAGCAUCAUUACCUAUUGCUCUUUAUGGUGCCUUUGGAUAUCUAAUGUAUUCUUCUUACGCGACUACUGUUGAGAAAACUAAUGCAUAUAAAAACUUUGUAACCUCACAAAUUAAUUAUUUAUUCGGUGAUAAUCCUAUGAAAAUGUUUUAUGUUGUGGCUGUUCAUCCAAACUCCCCUAAAAAUCCUCAUCAUGCUGGCGCGCAUGGAGGAACAAACGUAGCAAACUUGAGUGACCCAGUAAAUACUAAGUAUCCUUUAUAUGGAGCUGUUGUAGGUGGUCCGAGUCAGAAUGAUUCAUAUGAAGAUUCAAGAGCAAAUGUUGAUCAAUCUGAGGUUGCGCUUGAUUAUAAUUCCGCAUAUCAAGGAAUAAUGGCAUAUUAUGUUAUUGACACAUAUGUCCCCCCACCUAAUUUACCAAAUCCGGAAGGACCAACAGGACCAACAUCGAUAUUUAAUGCUUUACCUCAGAAUCACAAACUUAUAAUUAUAACUGUUAGAGAUCCUGAAAAAAAUAAUCAAGGCAUAAAAUCAGUAGAUGUUAAAAAAGAUAACAAGAACAUUGAAAGUGAACUAUCAAAGCAUUCUGAAAAUGAUAGCCAGAAUACUAUAAGUGAACUAUCAAAGCAGUGUGAAAAGGCUAAUCAUAACACUUUCUCUGAAAGUGGACCAUUAGAACAGUCUGAAAAAGAUAACCAAGACACCGAAAGUAAACCAUUAAAGCAGUCUGAAAAGGAUAACCAAGCCUUUGAAAGUGAACCAUUAGAACAGUCUGAAAUAAAUAACCAAGACUCUGAAAAUGAACCAUUAAAGCAGUUUGAAAUAAAUAACCAGGACUCUGAAAAUGAACCAUCAAGACAGUCUGAAAAAGAUAACCAGGACUCUGAAAGUGAACCAUCAAAACAGUCUGAAAAGGAUAACCAGAACUCUGAAAGAGAACCAUCAAAACAGUCUGAAAAAGACAACCAGGACUCUGAAAAUGAACCAUCAAGACAGUCUGAAAAAGAUAACCAGGACUCUGAAAGUGAACCAUCAAAACAGUCUGAAAAGGAUAACCAGAACUCUGAAAGAGAACCAUCAAAACAGUCUGAAAAAGACAACCAGGACUCUGAAAAUGAACCAUCAAGACAGUCUGAAAAAGAUAACCAGGACUCUGAAAGCGAACCAUCAAAACAGUCUGAAAAAGACAGCAAGGACUCUGAAAAUGAACUAUUAAAACAGCAUACAAGUGAAAAUAAUACUUCCAAUGAUACCGUAGUAUAA